CCCAGAUGCAUGUGUAUGCUUGUAUGCGUGCAUGAUAAAACGCUCAGAAGUCCGAUGCCAUACGAAACGAGCGGGAAGAGAAACGAAGCGUGGUGAAAGAGGGAAAAAAAGAAAAGACAGAAACCACCGCGCCCGCUCUCCGUCUGUAUCUGUCCGUCUACCCAACUCCGUGCCCGUCCUGGAAUAGAGUAAGUGCAGCAGCAGCAGCAGCUGCAGCAGUAGAAGUGCUGCCCAGUCCGCAUAAAACCGUGUCUGUCGUCGCUCAUGUCGUCACCGAAAUCGUCCUCAUCGUAACCACCACCACCACCCCCAACCACCACUCAAACACUGGAUCUCCUGCCGUCUCCUUCUCCAUCCCCCCUCACCAGCACUACACUCAACUCCGUCUCCUCCGUCGUCUCCGACCCCUCCGACCACGCCGACUCCCUCCACACCUCUUCCAAAGGUACCGCGGCCAUGCCCAUGCCCGUCGCCGGCGCCUCCACCCCCCACUGCGGCCGCAAGUCCGUGUACGCGAGCCCAAACCCGUGCAUGAGCUGCAAGUCGCGCCACUUCCGCGCCACCUCCUCCGAACUGAACCGCUUCGAGUCCAGCGCGUCCAAGUCCAGCGUCUUCAGCACCGGGCUUAAGUCCUCGCCAACAUCGGCAUCAUCAUCGUCGACGACAACGGAAGGCUCUGGCAACUUCUUCUCGCGCUGCUGCUGCUGCUGUUGUUGCUGUUGUUGCAGCCACCAGCUCCACCGAUUCCGCCUCGUAACCUCCACCUUCGUCACCGCCGCCGCUACCACCGCACCCACCGGGUUCCGCGGCGCCCAGUUCGCCCUGUCCGCGCGCGCGCGCAUGUCCUGCACCAGCGCCUCCGCAGCCUCGAGCUUCUCCUGCCAGCGCGAUGGCGGGGCCACCGCCACCGCCCCCUUCCCCUUACGCCCCUUACUCCUUGCCCCUUGCGCUUGCGCCUGCGCCGCAUCGUCCGCCCAGUCCCUCAUGACGACAAUCCUGCCCCCGUCCGGCACCCGCUUCACCGCGCCCUCCUCGCCGCCCAUGUCCGAUAGGUCCUCGUGCUCGGCCUGUCGCACCGCGAUGCAUUGCUCUGCCGCGCCGCGCCGCAGGCACUGGUAGCACGCCGGGUAGUGCCGCGAGCAGGGCGUGCCGCGCGCCGCGCACGGCAGGCACGGCAGCAGGACGCAGCGCGUCGCGUGCUGGAAG
This is a messenger RNA of Aplosporella prunicola CBS 121167, 1206 nucleotides long. RefSeq lists its product as uncharacterized. Lineage: Eukaryota; Fungi; Ascomycota; Dothideomycetes; Botryosphaeriales; Aplosporellaceae. The record is from RefSeq and is a predicted model, not a curated record. The coding region runs from base 457 to 1119 and encodes 220 amino acids. The transcript has a single exon.